Molecule: messenger RNA, 1301 nt
Organism: Cryptomeria japonica (Japanese cedar)
Lineage: Eukaryota; Viridiplantae; Streptophyta; Pinopsida; Cupressales; Cupressaceae
Product: probable aspartic proteinase GIP2
Exons: 1
Coding region: 142-1236 (364 amino acids)
Biological process (GO): proteolysis
Molecular function (GO): aspartic-type endopeptidase activity
Source: RefSeq, a predicted model, not a curated record
GCCAUUGCCUCCAUUUUCUAUCAAUUGCCGGCAAAUGCUGUGUCCUCAAAAGCUCUGGUCGCGCCAAUCACAAAGGACGGUAAAACCCUGCGCUACACCGAAGAAAUCCUGCAGAAAACUCCUUUGCAGAAGUAGCAUUUAAUGCUCCAUCUCACAACCGAUUACUCCAUCCUUCGCUGCUCAGCAAAAGUCUACAAAUCCUCCACAUAUUCUCAAGUCCCCUGUAAGGACCGCCUCUGCAAGUCAUACGAAUAUUCCGGCUGCAGCAUCUGUUAUUCUCCGACGGCCCCCGGCUGCCACAACGGCACGUGCGUAGUUCCGGGCGUGCCCAGCUAUGAGCUGGCACGUGACGUGGUGGCGAUGCGGUCCACCUCGGGUUCGAACCCCGGUGGUUACGUUAAAGCAUCCCGCGUGGUCUUCUCCUGCGCUGAUGAAACCGACACCUUCCGGGACUACCCCAGCAAGGCAACGGGGCUCGCCGGUAUGACGGCAUCCAAGCUGGCAAUGCCAUCUCAGCUUGCGGCAUCGCUUGGCAUUUCGCGGGAGUUCGCCAUUUGCCUGCCUUCGACUCCCAGGUCACCCGGCGCGCUUUUCUUCUGCAGCAAGCCGUAUGUGUUUUUGCCGCCACCUGGCAGGGAUCUGUCCACGAGGCUCAUCACGACUCCCCUGCUGAAGAACAGCUUCUACACGGACGACUACUACAUAGGCCUACGUGGCAUCCAAGUCAACGGUCUUGACCUGACUUUCAAUAAGUCGAGCCUCCAGAUCGGGGCGCACGGACGUGGCGGCGUCAAGCUGGACACGCUGGUCCCUUACACGCAGCUCUCCACCGCGAUAUACAACUCUCUCGUCAAGGUCUUCACUGACGUGGCAAGUAAAAUGAAAGUCACCCGAACUGCUGCCAACGUGGCGCCGUUUAACACGUGUUUCAACACUGCUGGCGUGGCGCCCACCCGCGUGGGCCCUGCUGUGCCAACUAUUGACUUCGUCCUGCAGAACAAUGUCACGUGGAGGAUCUUCGGUGCCAACUCGAUGGUCCAGGUCAGCAAUAAGGUGAUGUGUUUGGGGUUUGUUGAUGGAGGGGAAGAUCCUGUCACAACCAUUGUCAUCGGGACACGUCAGAUGGAGGAUAAUUUUCUUCACUUCAAUCUUGCCACGUCAUCUCUGGGCUUUACCUCCUCCCUGCUCUUUCAGCAGACCACCUGCUCUAACUUUAACUUCACUUCUUCUAAAUAAUGGAUGUAAUCCACAGAGAAAUAAAGAUCAAGUUAAUAAAAUAAGCUGACUGUGUUUUUUUUUUU